This is a messenger RNA of Culex quinquefasciatus (southern house mosquito), 826 nucleotides long. RefSeq lists its product as uncharacterized. The record is from RefSeq and is a predicted model, not a curated record. The coding region runs from base 467 to 826 and encodes 119 amino acids. The transcript is spliced from 4 exons. Lineage: Eukaryota; Metazoa; Arthropoda; Insecta; Diptera; Culicidae.
GAAAACUUUUACUGCUACAGUUUUUGAAAAUCUCAUUGCUCACUGAUUUAAAAGUUUUUCUUUUUAAUUCGACUGUAAAAUUUCUUUCAUUUUGACGUUCUCGUGUAACCGUGUACGCCUAAGUCGCAAAUGUAAACAAUCACUUUGGUGGGUCCGGUGGUGCUGGUGAGUCUAGGACGCAAAGCAAAGCUGACCGCGGCAGCACCCAGGACUCGGACGCGGAAACCUUCGUGAGCCAAACAGCAGCAGCGGAACGCCUUCGAAGGAGGGUGGUGCAGGAGCGGGACGAUGUUGAGUGCUCGAAAAGGACAAGGCCAGCUUCCUGCAGGAACUGCAGCUGUUCCACGGCCGGAAUGCGAUGAGAGGUAGGAAUGUGGAUUCGCACCGGUUGUAUUCGGUGGUGGUGGCCCGGGAUUGGUGAUUGAAGGUCAAUUCCCGCGAGGACUGGGGCGAGAUCAUCGAGGAGAUGGCGCUGCCGAAGCGUUGCGUGAACAACGAGAUUGCGUUGAAGAAGAUUAACUUCCGGUUUUUGGACAAGUACGAGAAAGUUUAUUUUCACGGUGAGGAGAAGGAUCCGACGAAGAGGAGGACGACGAAAAGCUACAUAAUCGGAGGUGGUCAGCACAGAUGUUGCACUCGGUGCCGGCGGUUUACAACACCGCAACUUCCCACCUACAAACACUCACCUCGCGACGGCCUCAUCAACUCCAUGUUCCGGAUGCGCUUCCAGGAUCGGGAACUCCCCGUUCAGGCACUUUACUUUCCAGCCGGAAAACGUCGACCACCCUUCCCGAAUCAACGGCCAACUCCUCCAAGACUAUCCUGA